Haliotis rufescens (red abalone) is the source of this 1011-nucleotide messenger RNA. RefSeq lists its product as uncharacterized. The record is from RefSeq and is a predicted model, not a curated record. Gene Ontology annotation, molecular function: transmembrane transporter activity. Bases 1 to 1011 code for a protein of 336 amino acids. Gene Ontology annotation, biological process: transmembrane transport. Lineage: Eukaryota; Metazoa; Mollusca; Gastropoda; Lepetellida; Haliotidae. The transcript has 7 exons.
AUGGAGAAGAUGUCCGGAGCCACAGUCACUGAGGAGGCGUCGUGGCUUCUACUCAGCGAUUCAUCGUCUGACGACGAAGAAGCUCCGUACCAAAAUGCAAAUGAAGAGACCUUCUUUGAGAAGUACACAUCCUGUCGGUGGGUCACUGGUUACUUGUGUUGUUUAGUCCGUCUCGCUCUCUCAGCGCAACGACAAUGCAUGGGCAUGGCAGUUGUUGUCAUGACUAUGUCCCACACGGGACCGGAGGUGACGUCACGACAGUCUGUUGCAGGGAAUGACACAUCGUCUGACCAACUUUUAAAUAAUCAGACAUCAGAAUUCACCUGGACAUCAGAUUUCGAAGGUCUGAUUCUAUCAUCCUUCGACUUUGGUUUUUUGGCAUCGCCAAUCAUCGGUGGCUACAUUGCUGGGACUCAUGGCGGGAAGAAUGUCAUAACCGUCACCCUGGUCGUUGGUUCGAUAGUUACAAUAGCAACACCAGUAGCAGCACGAGCACUCCCAAUGUCUUUGGUGAUUGCCCGUGUCGCCGUCGGAUUCUGUAUGGGGCCAAUAGACCCGGCGACACAGUCCCUGUUGUCAAAGUGGGCUCCAAAUAUUGAGAAGGCGUCCCUCGCCUCUGCUGCUUACUCGGGUGCAAAUAUUGCCGGAGUUCUGACGUUCUUCAUCUCGGGAUAUCUCGGCGGCGUCUCCAUGGACAACGGAUGGCCUCUCAUCUUCUACGUGUUUGGUGGCUAUACCCUCCUGUGUGUGUUUCCGUGGGUGCUGUUUGUUUCCGAAUGCCCGAGGGAUCACCCCCACAUCACGGAGACAGAGCUUAAACUUAUCACCAGGGAUCAGACAGCAGGACAAAAGGACAGAGAGGCACAUGUUGAGGCCGCCAUGGUGGAAGAUGGUCACGUCACCGGCGUUCUGGGCCAUCUGCGUCGCCCGCAUCUGUCACGCCUGGGUGAUGUCAUGUAUCAUGUCCUACCUGCCAAAAUACAUGAAUCAGAUGCUCAAGUACGACAUUGA